Molecule: messenger RNA, 1143 nt
Organism: Babesia sp. Xinjiang
Lineage: Eukaryota; Apicomplexa; Aconoidasida; Piroplasmida; Babesiidae
Exons: 3
Coding region: 1-1143 (380 amino acids)
Source: RefSeq, a predicted model, not a curated record
AUGGGCACAGCGAACGAGGAUAACGAAAGCACGGUUACGGGUGAAGCUGUGAUGCAGCGACUGAGAUCGGUGGGAUUGUCAAGCCACCUCCAGGCAGAAUGCUUAUCUGCAGUAUCUGCUGUAGACCGUGCGAAAUCAGCACAGACCACACCAAACACGGUCAAUACACAACCCGGACAAAAUACAGCAUUUGGAAUUGCAGCCUCUAAUCUAGAAAAACGACAAAAUGCAGUAGCACAACGCAUGUUAGAUGUCAAUGAUAAAACACUCGAAUGGGGGUCAACCCAGGUUAUCAUUGAUAUUGAUGAUACUGUCAAGUCUAGUGGAGGAUACAGACUCUUCAAUGUACCCCUCGGAGGAGUUGAUACACAAUAUGGACGAGGGGAGCUUUACCCGGGGUCAUUUCAGUUUAUACUGGAGUUAGCAAUGUACAAAAUGGGUAAAAACCGCAAACCUUUGCUUCUUGGCGUACUCACAACACGCAUACCACAGGUUCCGAUAACAGUGGAUUCGGCACUCAAUAUGAGACUCCGAGAAGUAGCAGAAAAAAGAGGAGUGUUAAAUUGGGGAAUCGACUGUGAUAAUAAAAUUUUGUACUCCACCAUCAAAGAAUGGGUUUUCAACGAAACAAGAGGAGAAAAAAAAUUUGUCAAUUUCAGAAAACUACUUAAAUAUGUAUGCAACGAAAACAGCAACGCAAGGUUCAUAUGGAUUGGUGACACCGGGGACAAGGACCUCGAGGCUGGUGAAAUGAUGAUCAAAUUUUUCCCAGGAAAAAUCAGAGCGGUAUUCAUGCACUGCGUAAAUCCUGAAGAAGGGAUGGAUGGACAGGGAAUGCCAAACGACUAUUACCUUAAAUCGGUGCCUAUUCUGUUUUUCCGCACCUAUGUAGGAGCAGCGAAAAAGGCGGUUGAACAUGGGUUGCUGAAUCACAAUGCACUGUCCCGUGUACUUGUAAGGGCAGUACUGGACCUAAAUGAAAACGGCACACAGGACCUUUCGAAGUGGAAGGAUUUGAUCAAGGAUAUCCUCGAAGUGGAAGAUAUCGCAAACCUUAAGCGCUACGAGGCAAACCUUGUUGUGAAAACCAGAGUCAUCAUCGAAAACAAAAUCAAGGAACUAUCACAAUAUAUAAAAGGCUAA